Molecule: messenger RNA, 2159 nt
Organism: Capsella rubella
Lineage: Eukaryota; Viridiplantae; Streptophyta; Magnoliopsida; Brassicales; Brassicaceae
Exons: 7
Coding region: 182-1873 (563 amino acids)
Biological process (GO): mRNA catabolic process
Molecular function (GO): mRNA binding; demethylase activity
Source: RefSeq, a predicted model, not a curated record
AAAACCAAACCUCAAAAACCUUCUCUCAUUACACUGCAUGUGCUGCGACCCGACCCGAACCCCAACCCGACCCAUUUUUGCCUUUUGUCUUCUGUUUUAAGCCGCCGUCGUUAAAUCGUUAAAAAUAUAUAUAUAUAUCGAUCCCGGAGAGUAACUGAUUCUUCGCCGGAGUUUUACGCCGAUGACGAUUGCGGCAGUGCCAGCACGCCAGACAGAUCGAUCAGCUCCUGCUUUCGCCACUACGGCGAAGGCGGUCACCGUUCCCGUUCAGGUUCCGCCGGGGGCUGUUGUUUCCGACGGACUAGGGAAAGAUGCGUUGAUCUCAUGGUUCAGAGGCGAAUUCGCGGCGGCGAACGCUAUCAUCGACGCCAUGUGCUCGCAUCUCAGAGCAACCGAAGAGGCUGUCUCCGGAUCGGAGUACGAAGCUGUUUUCGCCGCGAUCCAUCGCCGGCGUCUGAACUGGAUCCCUGUUCUCCAGAUGCAGAAGUAUCACUCCAUCGCAGAGGUCGCGAUCGAGCUUCAGAAAGUGGCGGCUAAGAAAGCGGAGGAUCUGAAACAGAAGAAGAAAACAGAGGAGGCGGAGGAAGAUCUGAAAGAGACGGCGGCGGCCGAGGAGGAGAAGAAGAAAGAUUGUUUUAACGGCGAGAAAGUAACGGAAAAUGAGAUUAACGGAGACCUUGAAGACGUUGAAGAUGAUUCUCCGACUAGUGAUAUCACUGAUUCAGGUUCUCAUCAGGAUGUUCACCAAACUGCUGCUGUGGACACUGCACAUCAGAUUAUAUGUCAGAGCCAUGAAGAUUGUGAUGCACGUUCAUCUGAGAUUAAGCCUAUCAAAGGUUUCCAAGCCAAAGAGCAAGUGAAAGGCCACACUGUGAAUGUUGUGAAAGGACUAAAGUUGUAUGAAGAAUUACUUAAAGAAGAUGAGAUCUCUAAAUUGAUAGACUUUGUGGCAGAACUCCGAGAAGCUGGCAUAAACGGGAAGCUUGCAGGUGAGACCUUUAUACUGUUCAAUAAACAGAUUAAAGGGAACAAGAGAGAGCUGAUUCAGCUUGGUGUCCCCAUCUUUGGCCAUGUUAAGGCGGAUGAAAACUCCAACGACAGCAACAACUCUGUUAACAUUGAGCCUAUUCCACCACUUCUUGAGAGUGUCAUUGAUCAUUUUGUCACAUGGAGACUCAUCCCAGAAUACAAGAGACCAAACGGUUGUGUCAUUAACUUCUUCGAAGAGGGUGAAUACUCACAGCCUUUCCUCAAGCCACCUCACUUAGAACAACCAAUCUCAACUCUUGUCCUCUCUGAAUCAACAAUGGCCUUUGGACGUAUUCUCUCAAGUGACAACGACGGCAACUUCAGAGGGCCUUUAACUUUGUCUCUCAAACAAGGGUCUCUGUUGGUGAUGAGAGGGAACAGUGCAGACAUGGCAAGACAUGUAAUGUGCCCAUCACAAACCAAAAGAGUAAGCAUCACGUUCUUUCGUAUUCGACCUGAUACAUAUCAUAACCAUUCACGACCCACAAGUCCUCACAACGACGGUGUAAUGACAAUGUGGCAACCAUACCAACUGACACCAACUCCAUUCCUCAAUGGCUAUGAUCAUUCAGUAGACAUGAUGCCAAAAAUUGGAGUCCUACGUCCUCCCAUGGUCAUGAUGGUACCAGCACCAGUUCAAGCAAUGGUAUUACCAAGUCCCAAUGUGAUGGGAACUGGUGGUACAGGCGUUUUCUUACCAUGGGCAUCUACUAAUAGCUCAAGAAAACAUGUGAAACAUUUGCCUCCUCGUGCACAGAAGAAGCGAUUACUUCCUCUUCCUCCUGCUGCUUCUUCUUCUCCAGCUGGAGGAUCCACCUCUGAGCCUGUGAUCAGUGUAGGUUGAUCCUAAGCCUAAGCCAAGCCGGUGGACUUCUUCAGCAAUACAAGCUUUGAUCAUCUUGUCCGUGUCUAAGCCUUCCUCUGUUUUUUUCUCUCUCUCUUAAGUGUCUCUUUUGUUCCUGUUUCUUACUUCUUUUUCCAAAUUCAGUUUAGGUUAAUUCAGGGUUUAUAGAUAGGAGAAUUAAAGUUUGUUACAUCCCCAGAGGAAUGUGUUUUUCUAUUUUGUGUACGAUUUUAUUAUCAGUAUAUUCUCGAAAUGUGUUACAUUCCAUAUAUUGUCAUUUUUUAAA